Molecule: messenger RNA, 1725 nt
Organism: Lotus japonicus
Lineage: Eukaryota; Viridiplantae; Streptophyta; Magnoliopsida; Fabales; Fabaceae
Exons: 8
Coding region: 513-1412 (299 amino acids)
Source: RefSeq, a predicted model, not a curated record
CACAACACACACCAUUUCGUUUUAUCUUCAUUCUCAACAGAACCAGCUCUUCCUUCUUCUUCUUCUUCUUCUUCUUCUUCUUCUUCUCUUCCACGAAACGCUUCAAUUCACGAGACUAAUCAUCAUAACUGAACAUUGUUUGAGGAUCUGCUUCUUUUCCUGAUUGAAUGAGAUUCAUCUCCAUAGAAAAUUUGCCGGAGAUUGAGAUAAUUUCAUUGUGAUAUUUAUUUUAGAGUUGCUCAAGAUUUUGAAGAUUUUGAAGUCUGAACUCUCUGCUAAUCUUGAUUACAGGAACAGAAAGAAGCUCUGAAAUGUCAUCAUAACCUGAAUUUCACAAAUAGAUUUGCAUUUUUCCGAAGCUUGAGAAUUGAAAUCCAGGAUCGUUUCCAAUUUCCCCCACAACAGAGACAGCAGAAUCAGAUUCAGGAAAUCGAACAAUCAGCUCCAAUUUCCUCUUGUUCGCUGUAGUUUCAGAAGGAAUUGAAAGUGCAAAUUCACGGCAGAGGAAAGAGAUGGAUAAGGAGGCUAGCGGCGUUAGAGAAAAACCCGCCGCCGGAGGCGACGGUGGUUCGCUGCUGCUGAGGGCGAGUUCCGAUGGGAUGAGGCAGAGUGGAACGACGUCGGAUUUGGUUUUGCAAUGGGGGAACCGGAAACGGCUAAGGUGUAUGAAGGUGCAGGUGAAGGAUAAAGACGACUCAACCGGUCCGGUUCAGAGAACAACGGUUCGGGUGGAUCGCCGGGUCGUUCGAACCGAUAAUAACAAGGAGCCUUUAAAUAAGCCCACGAUUGGUUCAACUUCAAACAGUUACAGUAUUAAUAACAAUAACAAUAACAAUAACAAUAAUAAUCAGCACCACCAUCAUAAUCAGAGUAACGGGUACCCAAAUCUCCGUCAACGUCCCUCUUCGCCGCCGCAUCGGAUUCUCAGGAACUCGGAAACUUCAAGUGCUAUGAGAGGAGGAGGAGGAGGAGGACAAAGCAACGGGGUUGUUAGGGGAAUUGCCUCGCCGGACAGGGGUGGUGCGCACGAUAAGAGGGGGACCCACAACAACAACCACCUCAAUGACAAUAACAAACCCGCCGCUUCAUCUGAUACCGCGCACGAUAGCAAGAAGGGUGGAUCGUCUUCCGGCAGUGGGGACGCUGCUCCGCCGGUGUGGCCACCCAAGUUCGUGAUUGCCUUGACUAACAAGGAGAAAGAAGAGGAUUUUCUCGCCAUUAAGGGCUCCAAGCUGCCUCAGAGACCCAAGAAGAGAGCUAAAUUCGUACAACGCACCCUCAAUCUAGUAAGUCCAGGUGCAUGGCUAUGCGAUCUUACCUUAGAACGAUAUGAGGUUAGGGAGAAGAAGGUAACCAAAAAGAGACCAAGGGGGUUGAAAGCAAUGGGCAACAUGGAAUCGGAGUCUGAAUAGAGAGCAAUGAGGAGAGAGCGUUGUUGUGAAGGAUGGAUAUUAUGAUAAGAUAUCUCCAUGUGCUUUACGUUGGCUAUAAAGCAUGUAAAUGUUCAGGUGUUAUAAAGCAUGACAUAGCAUGGCUUCCAGCUGCGUGCCAACAACAAAUCGAAAUCAAAGUAUAAGUGUUUUGCUUUGCCAUUGCUUAAUUUCCUAUCUUUACCACUGCUAAAUUUCCUGGUCUUGAUGAUUCAUUCACUUAUUGUCUAUGAUUGUGGAAAAUUGCUUCUGAAUUACAUAAGACGAUAGAAGGGUCAGUUGUUUAUUGGGCUUA